AUGGGACAGCUGCCAUCUGACGAUGAUGUCGUCAUGAAGGACUCUGACGACGAGUCAAUAGCGUCGACUAUCAUGACUGAACAUGAUUCUGACGAGGAAUUCAACGUCUCUGGGGUCAUAGCCGCAUGGGAAGUUGAAGGGAGCUUACGGUAUUUAAUCAAGUGGGAGGGCUAUGAUUUGUCCGAAGCCACCUGGGAACCCCGAGAGAAUUUGAAUGAUGUUAUUAUUGAAGAAUGGGAGGAAACAAAGGGACAACCAGGUUUUGAUCUUUACCAAGGAAUCCGAGAUUGGAAGAAAGCCUGGAAGGCUGCUUACAACCAAAAGCUCAAGCGCCACAAUGAGAGAAACCGACAGCGAGCGCUUCGAGGAGAGAAGCCCCAUUCAUUCCAGUACAUGAAUGGGUCGUUGGAAUGGGUGGAUGGAUUUCCAGAUGGAGAUGACUUCAGUGCAUCUGCGGUAUCGAGCCCAUCCGUCGCAGACGGCGAUUUGGAUGCUGUAGUGGGACAGCCUCUUCGACCCUUGCAUGAAAAAAGAAAGCUCACAGGCGCCAGCCCAAGCGACGAUCGCUCGCCUAGUAACAGCCGUCGUAACAGUACAUCAUCUGCUUCCAAGUUAUCGCUUGUACGGACGGAUUACGCCGUUUCUUCGACCAGUCACAGUCCCACGCAAGUGACACGGGAACGUUUAAACAAUGGCUCUACAGCAAACAAAACCACAAACAAAAAACCAGCGCCCAAGAGCAACAUACUUUCGAAACCCAGCCGCUCUAUAUUGACGAAACGUACCGACACAGGAACAGGCCGGGCGCAACUGACAGCUCGGAAGACUCAACCUGCGCAAGCCUUUACUGGCAAUGUAUUUGCAGGAGGGAGGGAAAGAAAACGGCGCGCCACUCUUGGCGAAGUCGUAAAAGACCCUACGAAAACACCCAAACUGUUCAACGGCCUACGGCUUACGGGAAUUGUCGAAAAGCAAGGCCGCAAUCGAGACGGCGCUGCCCCAUCAAAGAUGCCCUCCAAUCUCAUUUCUUUAAAUCCAGCAGAGCGGAAUGGACAGGCACUGAACAUCCCAAAUCCUGGAGCUGGUAUAAAUGCCAGUCCGAAAGGCGGUACCGUCGAACGUGUUCGCCACAAUGACGAUUCAUCUAAAGCCGAAGGCCAGAAGUCACAGACGACCAAGCCUAAGAGGUCAGUCAGAUGGGGCAAUGUCGAAACUUUCCAAGAACCGAACGAGUUUGUCAGGGAGCAUAGCCUCUUUGUGCGUGAGGAUACUGCCCCUCAGGAGGUUCCGUGGGUCGUGAAGGAAGAAUAUCCUAUUGAUGCGCCGCCUGCCAAAGACCCUUCUCCAAACCCCCCCAUCCAGCCAAAGGUCUCCAAUGUUCAACCAAACACACCAAACGAUCGGUUUCGUGGGAACGAUUAUGUAUCGAUUGAUCUACGAGAUGCGAGUCCUUCGAAUAGAACAAUCGCCAUAGAUGUCCAAUUCGGCCCAGGCACCCGCGAGAUAAUACCAGUGAGCUUUCAGAGACGUGAGCCUCGGAACGAACUACCUUGGCCUGCGAUAUUUGAGAAUAUGCCCACGUUGGUAUUUACACACACUUGCAUGGUUCAGGACUUUCUGUCCCAGGAGCACGUUCUGGUCGCCGAUAAGUUGGGUAAUGGUCUGAUGGUAAGUAAAGAUGGCGAAAAUGGCCUGGGUGCUGUUGCGAAUUGGCUUCGGAUUAGAUCACUAGGUGCUCUCCUUUAUCGACAUGAUUUAUGCAUAAUUGUGCAUAUGCAGCCGCAAGCGCAAGCCAAGGCGGCAACAGUUGUUGAGUCUCCUUCAAUGCGGUAUUAUCUAUUUCGGCCAGCUCCUCACUUUACCACCCGCUCGCUUGCUCCAAUCGCACUCCCAGAAGGUCUCAAUACUGGAAAGCUACUGCCGAAAACGGCAUUGACGGUCUUCGAUCGCAUACUGGGGUUUAAGUAUGAGCAGCUAUUGACAGAGGAGACUCUUGCGAAACCCUUUAACAAGCACACAUUCUUUCUUGCGUUUCCAGGGGAUACUGCAGAAGACGCCAAGUUUCUGUGCAUAUGGCUUCGGAACUGCAACCCUAAGUGCAGAAUCCUUUCUAGCUUCUUCCCUGGACAUUGGCAGACCUUUCUGCGGCUAGAGCAUGGAACGGUCCUCAUCCACGAGGAAGCGAUAUGGUCCAUUCGAUUAUUCCCCUACGUCAACAAGUUGCUCUACCCGACAAGCAAGUUCAAUUUCGUACUCUUUUCCAAAUCCCUGCAGCCUUCACCCAUGUAUCCCUCACUCGCGCAGCCAUGUAGAGUUGGGAAUGUGACAUUGCAGCCUCUCGGCGGACAGAGAAGGGCCGCACUGCUGGUCACACCUAGCUUUGUCGUGUCACAGCCACAGCAGAUUUGGAGUUUCUUUAAGUGGUAUUAUAAGGCUUGGUCCAACGCUCGCAGUCACUUUACGCUCGUCGUUAGCGCUGGCUUUGAUAGCUGGCUUCACGAGGUAGCCGCUGACAAGGAGAACCUCUGGUCGCGUUUGACUACCAAAACCGCUCGGGAUGACCAAAAACCCAGGGUUACUCGAGAGCUUGAAUCGUUGCAAAAGUCGAAAGAAGCCGUUCGAAAACUUCAAGACCUGGCAAGUGAAGAGCAGCCCGGAAUCAUUAUGUGUCCAGAAACGAUCGACAGCAAUGACGAGCAGAGUCUGGUCAAUUGGUUCGGUUGGUGGUCUGUAAUGAAUUUGGAUCGAUAUCGGAGGUUCACCGUUAUUGGAUCCAGCACAACGCAUUCCAGGAGACUCAUGCACUGCACCACCAGACCUGAUUUCAUUGCGUCAACCGUUACUGAGCACCAAGAACUCGAGCGAGCUGAGGCACCCCCAAUGCUCCUGCCGUCAAAACAGGUUGCUGAACGAGAAGCGCAAAGGAGAUUCAAGAUGAUUCCUGACGACACCAGUGCGUGCUUUGAAGACUUUUUGAAAGACGUAUCUGAUGGACAACCGACAUACUUUUGGACACUUUACAACUACCCUCUUGCUUACUUUGACGAAAGGGCACCUGAAUACAGCGCGCAUUCCGACGGCUUUAGAACGUACAGCGAUUGGCUUCGAUCGUUCAAAGAUCAGUUAGCACGCCGUCUUAAGAAGACAUCUGUUGCAUUAUGUUAUACGGCAGAGGGAAAAUCGAGUCAUGAUGGAGCACUGGAAGAUGUCAGAAAAAAGCGACGACCGUGGUUUGUUAUAUACAGGCCUUUCCAGCUUCACAUGUCACAUUGGAAGGAAGCUGAGCUCAUCAUCUGGGACCCUCUCGCGAAGAAACCCCCCCGAGACCAUCCGAAUUUUUACGAGGGAGAUUUGAUUGAACCACAGCGGAUAAUGAUACAACGACUUCGUGGAGAGCGCGACAUGUUGCCGCUCAAAAACAUCUGGAUUGGAGGGUGGGAUACUGACAGGCCACCCUCGAUUGACCCCCUUGACAUGACACUCCAACAUUUGGAGGAUUUAUUGUUGGAUUGGAAGAAUAAUGUUCCCAUACCCGUACCAGCCAUGGAGAAUAAGGGGUGGCAAUGGGUGACUAGAGGACAUGCGCCUUUUCAGUCGCGACCACGGCGUCGUUCUGGUUCCUUCUCUCCGGAACCAAUGGAUCUCGAUUCUGCAUCAGAAGUCAGUGACACGGCGGAUGAAGAGCCAAAAAUGGUUUUUCAUCCUCCUCGAGCGAUGCAUCCAGGCAGGAAGAUACUCCAAAACAGGUUCCUCCAGCAUUGCAGACGUGAAAAGGAGCGUCAGGCCCCGAAGGACUCCAUGAUAUACCGGUUUGAACCAACGAUGGAAUGGUACAAGCGUCAAGCUCAAGAAGGAAGUGGGUUUGAGCACAUCAAUUUCAUGUCAUGGGAGGAUGUUUUUGCGAAGUACAAGAUCGAGGACCCUAAGAAGGUUCAAGAUGAUAAGGUUCAGGGCCAAAAGGUUCGGGAUGAUGUGAGGCGUGAUGGCUAG
Messenger RNA from Fusarium poae, 3990 nucleotides. RefSeq lists its product as uncharacterized. Bases 1 to 3990 code for a protein of 1329 amino acids. The record is from RefSeq and is a predicted model, not a curated record. Lineage: Eukaryota; Fungi; Ascomycota; Sordariomycetes; Hypocreales; Nectriaceae. The transcript has a single exon.